This is a messenger RNA of Kickxella alabastrina, 267 nucleotides long. Its product is annotated as metal-dependent hydrolase. Gene Ontology annotation, molecular function: guanine deaminase activity; zinc ion binding. NCBI's taxonomy places the organism in Eukaryota, Fungi, Kickxellomycota, Kickxellomycetes, Kickxellales, Kickxellaceae. Bases 1 to 231 code for a protein of 76 amino acids. The transcript has 2 exons. Gene Ontology annotation, biological process: guanine metabolic process. The record is from RefSeq and is a predicted model, not a curated record. Gene Ontology annotation, cellular component: cytosol.
AUGUUCUUUUUGGCCACGCAAGGUGGAGCCCGCGUGAUGGGCAUGGCUGAGAGUCUCGGCAGCCUCGAUGCUGGCAAGCUCUUUGACGCCCUGGUCAUCGACCUGUCUGCGCAUGCCUCUCCUGUGCCGUCGGCGUGGAGGCUGCGCUUGGAGCAGUUUGUCUUCCUUGCGGAUGACCGCAAUAUCUCUCGUGUGUACGUUGGGGGAAACCUGAUUCAUUCAAAGUGUUGAGCGGCACAGCAGCUGCAUGAUAUAAUGUAAAAAAAU